AUGAGUGCUUGUGUAGACUCUUUGUCCUUGGCUCUGGGUCAAAUCAGCUUUGCAGUCAACGAUUUAACAAAGAAAAAUUACAAGGCGACUCUGAAGGAAAUAAACGAGGUGAGCUUUCAGAUGAAAGUUGUGUUUUCUGUCGAUAAAAAUUGUGUAUAGGUUUAAUUCAUCAGAGAAUGGUUUUACUGCUGAAGUUCAUGGUCCUGAUCAGAUAUAGAAAGAACUAAGAAGAUGUUUUGUUCAGUGGGUUCUGUACAACCGAAUAUUAAAAAAGGAGUGAAUUAUGGGGCCGUUUGAAGUCAGUAUAUGAAAUUUGUCUUUAAAUGUUUUCUUAGGUGCAUGUAAUAAUGUGGCAUAAAUGUUUUACUUCCUAAAGGCUGUCACUAAGAUUUAGAGUUGCUGGCUAAGGGCCUCCUCAUAUGAGCCCGGUCAACCGGGCUGGCCUGGUUUCUGAGAUCUCGUCUUACCUCUAAAUCCUUUAUAAAAUUUUUGAUGUGUUCAUAUGAGAGGGCGGACUGGCUCAGUUCCUGAUAUCUUGGUUUUUCCAACGGAGAUCUUGGUAACCAGACUGGAAAUUUUGCCAUGUGAACAUUUCAUCCUGGUUACCGGGAUGAAUGGUGGGAUGAAUUCUGGUGGUCUGGAUAGCAUCAUCUUGCAUUGCCUGCUGUAUUUUUCAAGUCAUAAGCAUCCCAUUUAACUGCAGUGAUACCACUUUAAGAGUUUCUGAAGCUAUGAUAGGCCUGAAAGUUAAAAUUUUUUACUCAGUAGCCAUGUUUGCUGUGUUUCUCGAAUUUGGUGCCAGAGCUCGUCCCUAGGAUCUUUGGCCUUUUCUCAUCUCGGAAACCAGGCUGAAAUUUCGCACCAUAAACCCAAAAUUCAUCCCAGUAACCGGGCCAGUUCGGUUAACCGGGCUCAUGUGAAGAGGCCCUAGAUACAACAAGUAGGCAGGGAAUCAAGCAGCCAGGGAUUUUUAACCUACAACUCAAUAAUACUCACAACACUGGUAAGCAGAAGAGAAGGACUAAUAACCACAGGCUGAAAGAAGAUACAUCUAGGGUGACCCCUGAUUCAAUACAGUGUUUAAAAUUCAUUCUGUACUUUUAUUAAACAUCAUUAUUUUUGUUUCUUCAGCCUCCUAACAAAUGAACAUGAAUUGUUCUUGUUAAAAUUAUCUGCCCUGUUGGUAUUCUUCAUUCUUAUUUUUAUUAUCCUUGCAGCUGAUUGAAAAGCAUGGUUACGAGGCAGAACGCCACCUUUUUAGAUGUUUAUUCUCCUUCAUUGACUUUGCCAGUGAUAGUAAAAGUAAUGGGAAGGACUUCCUCCAGGUGAGCUGCCGUGAAAUGCAGUUGGUUCUCUCUAAGACAAACACCUCUGGGACUUGCACUAUGUGUUCAUCUUAGGGUUUGUUUCAUUAGAUUGAUCUGGAUCAGGAUUAGUAAUCAGAGAUCACUCACUGACAGAUCAUAGUACAUUACAGGAAUCAACAAAUCUGCAAUUGGGAAAGGAUUCAUCUGUUCAUUUGGGGCGCUGUCCAUUCAACCCAAAAAUUCCGGAAAUUUCAGUUGGUACAUUACAUGGAACGGACUAUUUCGGUUUCGUCCGACCACAAUAUUUGGGACCAGCUUUGAAGGUGGUCCACUCUGACCAGUCUGGUCUUUUCGGUCGGUCGGUCGGUUAAAAACAUUCCAUGCAAAUGUUUAUCUCUCUUUAACUUCAGAAAAGCCGUAAACACAAUUAAAAAGAUUACUACAGCUUGGCUCAUGACUGUCAAACACAGGUUGCCAAAUUUUUACUUUUACUUAUACUAUGUUGUGAAGAUGAAAAUAAUCAGCAUGUCAUGAGCAUGGGACAAAGAAAAAAUCUGAGUCCCCAACAGGAUUUGAACCUAAUAUGAUCUCCCAAACACCGGGCGGGUGCUCUAUGCACUGAGCUAUGGAAAACUCAUGGAGAGCUAGGCCAUGUACUAGGUUCAUAUUGACUCGUCUCCUGCAUACUGCUGCUAUACUGCAUACUGGUACUAUGUUGUUGCCAGAUUGAAAUUUAAGCCAGGUAAAUUUUUUCUGAUUGCCAUGGUAACCAAAAUAAUCACACUUUGGAAUGCUGCACAGGGUCCGAAAUUAACUUUUUAAUACGGGGCGCCAACUGGCGAUCAAGUAUAAAUUUUUGGUCGCCAGAGGCCAAAUUGUUGUCGCCAAAAAUUCCCCCUCCCUUUUUUUUUCAAAUAAAAGUUACAACACCAAUAAAAAAUGCAUGGUAUGGACGUUUUUAUGCUCAAAAAUUGCACUACUCCCGGUCCAGAUACUAGAAAGCAACCAUACGUGUACGAGUGAAGUCUUAUUUUUUUCCACAAAUUACUUUUUGGAGAUAUAAAGCUAUCUGACGCAGAAUGUAGGAACAGAAAGCUGUCUGCCCAUGACUGCACUGAUCAUAUUAAAACUCUAUUCUCUUCCCAUAACUACCACGAAACACGAAACAUAAACAUGAGUCAAGCCGCCAUGUUGCUUGUACCAGGCCACAACUGUGCCACAUUACUCUACAUAAUGUACUUACCGUAUUUCAGCUACGGAAAACAACAUGGUGGCUUGGAAACGUAGAACUCGUAUUGAUCGUAGCUGUUGUGGAGGUAUUACUACAGGAAGAUCCGUUUCACUUUCAAUUAAAAAAUAUCAGCAGGACAAAAAGUAAGACACCUGUCGGCAAAUAGCUUCGAAGUUUCUCCACAAUAACAAUAACAACCAGCUUUACAAGUUGCUAGCUGGCCACCAGCUAUGAAAUUCUGGUCGCCAGGACUGCAUUUCUAGUCGCAUUGGCGACCAGGAAGGCGCAAUUUCGGACCCUGCUGCAUAUUACUAUGUUGUUAGCUGUACAGCUUAUUUGCGCACUUGGGAUCAAAAUCUUGAACAAGAGGAUAACUGUGAUGUUUUACUGUAAUAUGUCCUUUCGCAUGGGUAGUGUAUCUGUAGUGGGGCGUCGCUGCUGUACCUGUACCCUGAAAUGUUAUCAUGUAGUUAUGUCCCUAAGGUAUUACAUAACCUACCCUGUACUUAAUUACUACCCAUUUAAGCUUAGCCUUUGGGCUGACCUGAUAGGUUAGUCCCAGUGUUCAAUCUAGAAAUUAGUCAAAAUGGGUCAGAUGUCCCUCAUGGCAUUUUAAAUUGGGUCAUUUCAAAAAUGAUCUGGGUCAAACUAUGAUAUUGAAACUUUGAAUAACUGACAUCACCCAAACUAUCGUGAACUUCACCUUCCUUAUCCAGCCCAUCUUCGUGCUUUUCAGGUUAAAUUGCCGUUCUUUUUGGUGUAAAAAAUGAACUUAGCUUUUGUUUUUGUUUCGUAAUGAAACAAAAACAAAAGAACAAUGUCAACAAAUGAAGUGUGAAUUGAUCAGCAAAGCAAUGUAUGCAGAAAGUCGAAAUUACACUCCAGCUUCUACUGGAAUUUUGUGGAAUGCCUGACCCAAAACUACUCGUGUGUAGCCUGAAAUGCCAGUCAUUUCGGCACUCAUUUCAGGCUUGUAAGCUCACCUAUUUUUCAAAAUUUACUUCAAUUAUUGCCUGCUAUUUUGGAAGUACUGCACAGUAUGAGAUGACCUCUUCGUCUGUGUGGGUAUGACUCCACAAUAAUUUCAUCUUGCAUCAGCAUCAGAAUAGAAUACUCUGCGUCAAUGAUGCAAAAAUGUGACCUAGAUUGAACACUAAUCCUUUUAGAUUUUGGGGUUAUUUUUUGUCUUUAGCCUUAUGUGCAACUUAUUUUUUCUUCAAUCAUUGUGGCUAAAAGUAACAGAUAUAUUCACUAGAUUGGGAGGUGCAUUUCUGUUUCAAAGGGGCAUUUUUUACUUCCUCAAUACUGUUAAUUAAUUUUUUUAAAGAUUGUAUAUGUGACAACGAGGUACAGCUGUCGCGUAGAUGACAAGUUAUGUGUAGCUCAUCAAUAUUAAUUUUAUGGCCUACUCUAUGUCUAAAACAUCUUCCUGUUUUUUUCAGUGCCAGUUUCUCAUUCAAGAAUGCGAGAUACUCGUGUCUAAGCCCAAUUUUUCAUCCAUUCUGUGUUAUGCAAUUGAAACGCCAGAGCACAGACAGCGUACCUUGAGGCCUUCUGCUCAACUACUCCCUAACAUCAGCAGGGUAUUGAAACUUAACAAGGUGCAAGAGGUAAAAUAUGGGAAUUUGUUUGAAUUUGUCUUAAUAAGAGUAAAAUUAGUAUGUUGAAAGGUUUCCGGUCUUCAUCUUCAAAUGUUUAUGCUAAUCUGGAAACAGCUCAUAAAUGUUCUGAGGAAAGUUCUUUCUUUUAAGUGAAGUCUUUGCAGCGUAAGCAAGGCUGUGCUCUAACGAAAAUUGAAAGGAGCCCAGUUGCUGUGAAACUGUAAAUUCUAGGCUGUUCAGCAUGAUUUGUGUAGGUAAUUAUACGACUUUGAGUUCAUUUGGGAUUUAUUUGCAUGAAUGUACUUUUCAAAAAGCUUAAAAAUUUGGGUGUAUGCAAUUUGAACUUUUUGAAAAACUCAGGAGUUCAAAUAAAUUCCAAAUUGAACUAGAAAAGUCAUAUACAUAUGAUUACUUUUUAAUAAUAUACAUGAAAAAAAUUACCUUCCUGGCUUUGUUUGAAUGCUUUCUGCAGUCGGCUAGACUUACAUGUACAGUGUAGUUGUUUGGCUUUACCAACAAAAACUUGCUUCGAGGAGCUGAAUUGCCUGUCCCUAAUAAAUCAUAGAACAGGUAUAUCCUUUCUCUUUCAAAUGCCUGUCCAAAGCGGUCAUCAUAACUUUUGAGACUGCCAAACUGGAAGUCGUUGCUUGUUGUUUUUUGUUAUGAAAUCUCUGCAUCGAAGUAGUUUGUUGAGGUUGGCAGGCUCGUAAUGCUCAAUUUGGUCAGAAAUUCCUUCCUCUUUUCUCCAUUUCUUCCCAACACCAACUCAAUAUAUGGUCCUCUUUACUAACAGUGUUUUCGUUUUUGGAGUUUUUUUUGUAUUUUUCAAUAGUAUGAACUUUCUGCCGUGACACAACUAAAAUAGACUUUGCAUGCUGGCCAUUUUUCUAUUCUUAAACUUCCAGGCAGCUGCCUUAAUUAGUUAUUAUUAUCGAUGUAUGGUAAUCACAAACAGGCAUCUGCUCAUGAGAAGAAAACUGCAGUGGUGAAAAUUAAUUUAUUAUUUUCUGCGGCUAAUUUCUGGUUAAUAAAAUGACUGCAAUGUGGUUUAAUUUAGGUGAUUUUUGGUCUUGGUCUUUUGAUUUCCUCAAAUGAAGAGUUAAAACAUCAUGGUAAGUCGUACAAGCCUACAUGUAGAUUGUUAAAUAUUGUGUGUUAAGUUUAAAAUUGAUUAUUUGUAAAAAAUAAAUAAAUAAAUAAUAAAAAACAAAAUAAAAUAAAAUUGAUUAUUAUUUUGUAGUUUUUCUCUACUUUUCUCACCCACCUAAAACUAUAAGCAUUUCUUCAUGGCUUCAUGAUGUUUAAAAAAAUAAUUAUGACCUUCUCCAGGAAAACAUACACUAACAGUUUUCCAUUAAACAGGCAAAAGCGUUAGGAACCUGUUAGAAAAGCAUUAAAACAGCUUGGGAAAGUAUUCAAGCCAUUAGUAAAACCUUUAGAAAAAUUUACCUUGCCAUUAGAAGGGUUAGAGAAACUGUUAAAAGCUUUAGUCCUCUUUAACCCCAUUAUUUACCAUUUUUUGCCUUUACUUCUAUCAAAUGCAAAGGUUUCAGUUUUUGGAUUUGUAUAAGUUCAUUUUUUAUCUGAAUUAAGUUUUAUAUUUUAAUCUUGAUUUACUCUUUUUGCUGUAGCUGGUCAAUUUGUAAAGCACAAGCUACCUGAUCUUUUGAGGUCCUACAUAGAUGCUGGUAAGAAUUUGAAGCAUGAAUGAAUGAAAAUGAAUGAAUGAAUUUGAAUUUGUUGCCUAUUUAAAACCUUAACAUGUACGUUCAUUCCAAAAUUAUGGCAACAUUACUUUUCCUUUAUGCAUCUGUAGAAUUCAAAAGAACUAGAGGAUAAAUUAGGGCCAAUAAUCACGAAGACACAAGUAUUAGCUUAAUAUGUCACCAUUUUGGAAUUAGGUGUAUGAGUGCUGUUUUGAUUGACAGCUUUUUUUAGGAUUUGUCCCUCAAUGUAGCCAACUGAUCUGUGGAUAGUGUUGUUGGCCUUUUGUCCAUGAUUCAACAUUUGUAGCAAGUGUUUUAAGGAAAAUUUCUUUAACAACUGCUUUGUUUAACCCUUUAAGUCCCAAUGGUGUCCAACAUCAAUAUUCUCCUAACAAUAUCCAUACAUUGUUAAGAGAUUAGGUUAUGAGAACUAAUAAAAUGAUCACCAAAGAGAAAAUAGCUUGAUCUUUUACCAAAUUCUCUUAACUCAUUCUCUAAGGAAAUGUAUGAAGACCGGUUUGGAGAAUUUGUAUGUGGAUAUUGGGACUUAAAGGGCAGUUGGGCGCCUGGAGUAUCCAGGGGUUUCUACUUUUGGCAGCCAGCCUCUAGAUCGAAUAAUGCCCCAACGGCUGGUGCAACUGCCCAACCCAGCCAUGAGCCCCCACAGAAAUUGAAACGAACAGGCACCCGUCACACUGAAGAAUAUCAGUGAAGAAAGAACCAUAGUGAGUGGAGGAGAGUUUGGAGAAAAUAACUGAAAGAAACUUCAUGGCAUGGACAACACAGCAUAAAGGAAAAAUCCAUGCCACAGAAUCGCAUGAGGAAUGUAGCGAACAACUUGGCAUGUGUAUGCUGAAUGACUGCGGACCUCAGGCACUGAAGAUGCUCUUAGUUGUUAACUCCUUUAAAUUGUAUUUAAAUGCAUUUUGAAAUGUUCUUAUCUCUAUAUUUUCUCUUAAGAUGUUGGUAGUGUACAGGAAGGAGGCUUGACUGAUGUUGGCAUAGAAGUUUUACAUCGUCUUUUAUCCCAUGUGAUCCAUGGCCCAAGGGAACAGGUUGGAGUUGGGGAUGACCAAGUAACAGCCUUCCUGGAAACAUUGAAGAAAGGUUUGUUGUACCAACUGUUAACCCUUUUAACCCUAAUAUCGAAAUUCGAAUUCUUAUUUGUCGUCCCUAUACGUUUCUUUUCGAAGUAGUUGGAAGAAGUUGUUGAAGUAUCAACCAGAGUCAUCUUGUGUGAUCAUUUCCUUAAUUCCUUUCUCCGAUCUGUUUUAUAAAGCAUUUUGAUAUCACAAGGAGAAGUUUGAUUCUGAUCUCUUUGUGGGCAUAAAGGGUGUUAAAGUUUCCAUUCCCAAGUUUGCCAUUGCUUAAGAUUGGUAGUAGCAGGUCUAGAUGCCAAACUCUCUCUAACUGUCUCUACAUGUAUAAUAACAGGAACCUUGGCAUAUUAUGAAGACACGACUGCAGUGUAUGCAAAGUUGUUUUUCUUGUUAAGAAAAGCACUUUUAUUAGAAGCUCAAAAGCCAAAUUCCUCGUCACUUGACACUAUAACUUAUAUUCCUCAUCUGUGGUUAGCUGUUGAAUUUAGCUGCCAGGAUUUUUCCACCUUUUGUCUUGGAGUAUAUUCAGCGGAACAGAUUUUUCCUAUUACUCAUUGUAUUUCUAUUCUAGAUUAAGGUUAAUGAAAUGCACCCUUAGUUUAAUUCGUACACUGAAUAGUUAUUGACACAGUGUGAUUGUUUGCUGAUGCUGGUUGUUAUCUUUACUGCAGAUUUUCCCAAAGAAAGAGCACCAGUUGUUCUUGCUCCACUUCUUUACCCUGAAUCACAAGAUAUAUCACCAGAAAAGUAAAGUUCUUCUUGAUGUAUAACCGUAAAAACGCUAAAACUAACUCUAGUCAGCACUACAACAAUUUGAUUUUAAUUGGUGCAACAAACAGAUCCCAUUUUAUCACUUAAAAUCUUUAUGGUUAAUCAUUUUACCAUUUCUGAUGAAAUAGGUUAGAUUUGCAAAGUCAGUUACUAUCAAUUUUUACAUUUGGAAUUGAGACCGAUAACUUGAACCCUUGCUAACUUGAACUGAUUUUUGUGUCCCUUCAGAUUUUGAGUUACCAGGGUUCUACUGUAUAUUUAUUGUCUAUUGUUUAUCGGCAGUCUUCAAAUUCUUAUUAAUAGGUUUUUGACUUUUUUUUGCAGCCUCAUUCCUGAACCUUUAAAUCUGUCCAAGAUAGUGGUAAGUCUACUUUUGAGCCAUUGUAUUUUGCUGUUGGCUUAAAAUUUUGAAAUUCUAAAUCAGGAAAGUGAAUACUUCAGGAGACAUUUUGGUUUCUGAACAUAGGAAAGAGAAACAAGGAAGUUGAAAUUUGAAAAAUGUGAAAAAGACCUUUUGACUAGGUCAUGUAAUAAGAUCCCUUCAGGCAGCAUUAUAUAAUUUAACCAGUGAGUUUUUGUAGAGAUGAUGACAGGACUUGCUGACCAAGUGGUUAGUGUAACAUGUGCCAACGAACUUCUUUAAUAUGUGGUAUAUGGGCAGUUAGAUUUUCUGUUCUGGGGCUUUUAAUACUACAAAGCAUUUCAUUUCUUACAGUAUAUGUAGUAGUUAGUGAUGCUGUUGUGCAUAUAGUCAUAGAAUAUUAUUUGCCUUUUAGAUGGAGGAUGACUUAGCUGACCUUAUGAAAGAAAUAGGCUAUUCCUGUUGUUCAAGGUAUAUUUUUCUUUUGUCUCAUUAUGAUCAAACUGUAAUGUUAUGAUUAGUGUUGUUUAGUUUUGUUUGAUUUGUGUUUUCCGUUUUGUCAGAUAUUAUGGUGAUGGGUUUCAGAGACAAAGGAAAAAGGAAAAUGAAAACUAAACUGCCAGUGGUUUCCAGUUGUUAAACAAAAGAAAAAAUUUAAGGCAGCAAUGCAAUAAUCGGAUAAUGAUUGCUAUCAUAUUGCUGUCAUAACAUGGAAAUGAGUUUCUUUUUUAAUAUUAAUGUAAAUGCCAUAACAAAGAAUGAACAUCAACCUCAGGCAGUCAUUAUUCUUCAGUUUAUGGUCUUCAUUAUCGUUGUGGUUAAAAACCACAGUUCCUCCCUUCUUUCCAAGUGCCUUAAGUAGAAAAAGCAGGGCUCCAAAUUGCGACUGACAUGGUUGCCAGACUUCUCUAUGAUUUAGAUUUAAAGUUAAAACAAACAUUUCAUCUUAUCUUGCUUUUUAAUUUGCUUUUGUCAUAAAAAAUGUGCCAAAUCUCAUAAACAAAGCCAGUUUAGUGCAAGAUUAGAGACUGCAGCUGUACUGGCCUUAGGUCUCUAUCUAAAUCAUAGAGGUACCCAUUGACCCUUUCACUCCCAGGCCAAGUAAUAGUGAGAGUAUACAAUGUAUGCAUCACCCUCAACAUUAAAAUCUGUAGGUGAAACCCCGUGUUGUUACCAUUCAAAUAAAAUCUCUUGGGCAGAACUUUUGUGUAGUACUUACUGUAUCAUAGGAAAAGGUUUGAGGGAGAGUUUUUUGAACAUUGUAUAUAACAGGGGUAUGUUCAGGCCAGGUGAUGUAAAUUUCUUUUCUUGUUCCAGUGUUGAUGAAUGUAAAGAUACUUUGAUCCAGUUUGGUGUUCAAGAUAUCACCCCAGCUGCUGUGGCCAGGGUUGUUGGUGAGGAAAUUCAUUUGUAUUUAAUCCUUUAAGCCCCAAUAUCCACAUACAAAUUCUCCAAACUGAUCUCUUUACAUUUUCUUAAAGAAUGUGUUGAGAGAAUUUGGUAAAAGAUCAAGGCAUUUUCUCUUGGUGAUCAUUUUAUUAAUUCUGAUAACUUUUUCUCUUGAUGAUGUAUGGAUAUCAUUAGGAGAAAAUUGAUGUUGGUCACCAUUAUUGGGACUUAAAAGGUUAAUGGUUUAACAUUUAUUUUGUACAUAUACGUGUCAAAUCAAUAACUACUAAUGUUGUUUUGCUCUGUCUUUCUGUUAGGAAUGAUGGUUAAGACUGUUUAUGGACUGCCUGAACAUGUCACUAUACAGGUAAAAAUGAUGUAAUUAGUACAUCAGGUCUCUGUAGGUUAGACUCCGUUGAAACCAANACCAUUAUUGGGACUUAAAAGGUUAAUGGUUUAACAUUUAUUUUGUACAUAUACGUGUCAAAUCAAUAACUACUAAUGUUGUUUUGCUCUGUCUUUCUGUUAGGAAUGAUGGUUAAGACUGUUUAUGGACUGCCUGAACAUGUCACUAUACAGGUAAAAAUGAUGUAAUUAGUACAUCAGGUCUCUGUAGGUUAGACUCCGUUGAAACCAAGGAUAAUUGGUAUGUUGGCUUAUACAGAGUCAAUAAAAACGACUGAAAGACAGCAGGGACAAUGUUCAUCCUUGGAUGUGUUUUGUGCAAUUCUAAGCUAAGAGGUUCUUUUGAUAAUAUCUUCCUUUUGUUUUCUAUGAAAAUAGCCAGGGGUAAUACUGAGGGAAACCAGGGAAGCCAGCCCUUGAUGGGAACCCUGGGAAAAAAGGGUCUCCGGCAUUACAUGUAGCUGGAAAUCAAACUCUAAGAAAGCUCAGUGUAUCAUAUUCUUCUCUGUUAUGCCACCUGCCUGACUUCUAUCAUCUGUGUGGUUCUUAGCAGAGGAUGUUGAAAGGCAGUGUGGUUUUAGUAUUAAUGUCCCCUUCAUUGCAAAUGAAUAACUGAAAUCACUCACCUUUUCACUUUUUCGUUUCAUAAUUGAUUAAUUUUUAUGUGUCAUUAUUUUCCAGAACUAUGGUAGCAGUUCAGUUUCUUUGGACAAACUGGGUCUCAGUGAACUGACCCCUGGCCCUGCUUCAUGGAAUGUUGAAGUGUUUGUCCAGGCUCUCAAAGAAAUGGUAUGCAAUUGACUAUUUCAACAUAUUAAUUGCAGAAGGUUUAGAUCAGUUGAUAGGGUGCUAAAUUGACCAGACCUGGCACUGCAUAAUCAUGUGGUGAGUGCCAGCAUUCUGUGCCAUCCUUGUUAUUUAUUAAGAACUUCAAGGGACCAUGUCACAGCUGUCUAGCUCAUUCUGUGAAUAAUGCCAGUUAUGCAUCCUCAUUUGCUAUGGAAAUAGGCCUUUUGCGUUAGUUGAUCAUGCGAUCAACCGUUAGCUGAUCAUGUGAUCAACUUUCGGUAAACACAAAAACAGUUCACUUUUGAAAACUUUUGUUAGCACAAGCUGAAAGAGCAUAUUUGGAUUUGGUGGCCUGUAAAUUUUCAGCCAUAUAAUUAUCUCAAAAGUAGCGAUUGUAAUGGCCGCCGGAAAUUAGAAGGAUUUGUAUGAGAAAAACAAUUCUUGCCACCCAUUCAUGCUUGGGAGGUUUUCCAUCCAACCCCUCAUAAAUUCUGAAAUUUUUAAAACAUUUGGAGUAAGAACUGUUUAGUCAUGUUACUAAUGUAAUUUUGAUGCUGUGUAUUUUAUUGUAAAGAUUCCAUUGCUAAGUUGGCGUCAGGUGAUCCAGGAACUAGACUACCCUGAAUUCAACGUUCCAAGCCGUGAAGGACUGCAGCUACUGUUUACUGCUUGUCACAGAGGGUUGAUGGAGAUAUUCCCAGUAGAUGUCUUGUAUAGAUCAUGGACCAACACAGAGGGACAGGUAAUAUUUUGCCUUUGGUUUGUUACUUUUUCAACUGUUCCUUUAUCUUUCCCCUGUUCCUGUAAUAGAAUUCAUAAUUUUGCUUAAAUCUCCACUACCCUUCUUCAGCUAUCCACCAAAAAAUUCUGGAAAUUUUUUUCCAUCAGUCAAAUCUUAUUUAAUUUUGCCUGUAGCAAGAUUCUACAGAAUCUCCAAUAACCGUCAUUGAAUUUAACAUUCAAUUCUUGCAGAAUGAGAACUUUUAGUUUAGAAAUCUUUUGUGUCUCUAUUGUAUAUUGAUUCUUGUAUGUUUGCAGUAUGUCAUGGAAAAAGCUUUGUUUCUGCCUUUUUUUUUGGAGGUUUCCAUCAAUUGCUUAUUUGAUAGCCUGGAGUCUGGAAAAAGAAAUAGUUUUGGAAAAAGGCUGGAAAUUGUCUAAAAUUUUGCAUCCAAUGAUUGUAGGAACCCUGAUAUUAAAAGUAUCACUUUCCAUCAAAUAUGAGUCAAAGAUGUUUGUUCUUUAUUUCAGCUGUCCUGGAUCCAGCAGAUCCUAUCCAAUCCUGGUAUUUUCUGUUUUGCUGAUUAUCCUUGUCACACAGUAGUGAUAGAUCUGCUCAAAACUGUACCAGAAGAUGAUAAUCGAGAAAUAUCUACAUGGUAACUAUUAAACAUGUCUGUUUAUGGCUAUUUUGUAGGCACAAUCUCAAGGCCUGGUUUCCAGGGCUGUCAAUAAGAUUUCAAGUUGUUGGUUUCAAAAUGUGUUGAGUCUCUCUUAACGGACACCUAGAGUUGGCACCUGUCUUUCUUUACUCCUUCUUUUUAACUCUCUGUAAAGAAGAAAUCUUUGUAAGACGCACACUUUGCAGUGAUUUUGUUACAAAUAGUUAUGGUGAGUCCUGGGACUCAUCUUGUGAAAAAUCAUGAGUCCUCCCAGGUCCAUAACCAAUGAGUCCCAGUUCAAAUAUACAACAUGUCCUAAAUUGAAAAUGCUUUAUGUAACCAGACAGCUCAUCUGGAGACAGAUGCCAAAACUUUUCAUUACAGUUUACUGAAAUUAAAGUACAGUCCUUCUAUGUAUUAAAGCACAAAAAGGACUAAAAUGAAUAUGCAUAAUGCAUAUCAAAAUUUUUGAAACAACAGCCACAGAAAUUACACAAACAAGAUAUUCAACCCAAAAAAUCUUCAAAUCGAUUGAUUGUUCUUUGCAUCCUAUGGGACUCAUUUCAAACAACAAAACAUCACAAAACAACGGAGUUUACUUCAAAAAUAAGCAUCCUAAACAGCAAGUGAUCUAAAAAUUAGCAUACAGCAUAAGGAUCAAACAUUAACAAUAGCAGCAUGAAAAGGUGUUUUGAUAAUGAUAUCCAUGCAAGUACAUUAAUUUUAUGCUACUGCUGGUUAGGGUGCUUUUGUUUUCUUUGAUAUUGAUCUUGGUUUGUAUCAGUUUGCUCUGCUCAGGUUGUCCAUGAAAUGAUUUAAAUAUCAUCAAUUCCAUUGUAGGAAAUCCCUGAACUUGUCCGAAACAUUGUUGCGUUUGGCAGAAGCAGGUCACUACGAGACAGUCAAAUCCUUGUUCAGUUUUCCAAUGAAGCAUUGUCCAGAUGUUUUGCUACUUGCUUUGCUGCAGAUUAAUGUAUGUAGCAUGUGUUAUGAGGUAGUUUAAGAUUUUACAAUGGCGAUGGCAGCAAAAAUGUCAUUUGUAAAUGGAUUUGCCCUAAUUGUCACUUUAUUGCGAUUAUUGCAACUUACAUAAUUCGUCAACUGCUGGUGAAUUCUCUGGGUGAUGGGUUUGUAACGACCUCGUUCAAUUUCAGAAAGAGAAAGAAAAAGUCGCUAUUAUGUGUUUACCUCCUAGACAAUACAUCAAAUUAGCUAAUUUCACAUCGUAGUCAUGCAGUGAUGGCAAAGAAAUGUACCAAAAAGUGUAACACAUGUGCAGAGUUGUUGUUUUGCCAAAUAAAACUUAUUUCUUUUUUGACGUUCCUCUUGCCGUUGCCGUCAUGACAUCUUAAACUACCUGUUACGUCUGUAUGCCUACACAUGUCCUGAGAGAAGUUAAUGGAGAAAACAUUAGAAAUCUGGGUGGCUUCUGGGUCCUCACUGGAUUUUCUCUAUUCAAAACAUCAGCAUACAGUUAUUUGGGUUUUUUACCUUGUGUAACCGUAAUAAUAAUUAUAUUGUCCUUUUUUUCAUCGUUAACAAGGAUCAGAAUGACUUGUUAUUCCUCCCAGCUCCUAUUCUAAUUUUGAAAGUAUUUUGCCUCCAAAAAGUGUCCUACAAUCAUGUAUAUGUAUUAGUGAUCUUUAAGAAAUUUUCUUUUAUACUGUUAACAUAGACAAAGAUCAGGAUAUUAUUCACCCCUCUUUAAUUAGAAAGUUUUGUUGCCUUAAAAAUAGUAACCUAUGCCUGAGUGUAGAGUGAUCUUGAAAUUACAAACGCUGCUAUUGCAGACCGGGCAAACACUAUGACAGCCCACCUUGGAAAGAAGUUGUUCUAUACCUCCAGUAUUUUCUUGAUUUAUAUAUGAUUAUAUCUGGUUACACUUUUUAUUAUAUGGCUACAAUAGUAUGCGCACUCUGAUUGGCUGCUAAGCGGGCAUUAUUUUCUUUUAAUGACUGGGCAUUACUAGCUAGGUGUUCAAGGCAUAUACAAUCUGUGUUUAACUUGAUAGUGGACAUCCUUAUGGACUUCCAUGUUAAUUGGUCAAUUGACAGCUGUCAAGAAAGGGUGUCUAGACUGGUCACAAUGUACUGACAUAACCCCCGAGUUCACAUGUUGAGUAACUCCACUGCACAAAAAAUUUCAAUAGGUGACUGGUCAAUAACCAAAAUUAACUAGCGUCCGAGUCCAUGUAUUUCUUUUCCGGAUAUGAUAAAUAAUUUAUUUACCUCGUCCGUUCAGUCAUUACAGGCAAAUCUCAGACCUCUGCCUUGAUGUAUUGACCUCGAUAUCCCUUGGUCAAUACAUCAAGGCCUCAGUCUGAGAUUUCCCUUUGAUGACCUCUCUCUUGGUUAGUAAGUGGUAUAAUUAUAAUGAUGUGCUUUAUUGCAGCCUCUCUGGCAUUCCCUGCGCAAUGAGUUAGUAUCACAGCUUAUCCCUGUGUUUCUCGCUAACCAUCCUAACUCAGGCAGUGUGCUGCAUUAUGUAUGGCAUGGACAGGUCAGUAUUUUAUUCUGUACAUGUUAAACCUUACCAACCAAGCUGCCGGUUUUAUUGGUGAUGUCUUUGUGUAUUUAUUGGUUUGACAAUCCCUUUAACAAAUUAAAAGCUUUUGAAGUACUGGUUUUACAGUUUUUGCUCUAGGAAUUUUAUUCACCUUUUUGUUUUAGUUUCCUGCACAGUUUUGUUUUCCCUUUGCAAAUGUGUCACUUUGUUUGUUGCUGUUUUUUUUUUUCCAAUAUUUUUAUUUAUUGCUAUUGUUUUGUGUUUCAUUGUGAAAAGGUACAAAAAUUAAUAGUGCAUAAUUUUGAAUCAGUUUCAAGGAUAUAAAAUAUUGAUAUGUUUUUUCGACAACCAGAAUGACAUUCAAGAAUGUACCCAUUUUGAUCUUUGAAGUCUGUGGUUCUCAGUUUUCAAUGAAUUAAGUGGGGGUCAUCAUUUUUAUAUAUUUUCGUAUUUCAUCAGGCUCCAAUGCCCCACCCCUUACCCUGAUCACAGUAGUACAGAUUAUCAGACCUCGUUACAAAACUGAAAAGUGUUCAGUGAUCUAAUUUGAUUAUUUAUUGAGAUGGAGACCAGCCUUAUGCUAGGAGUGAAGGCUUUCUCACCAUUACUGCAAUUGCCUGGCAUUUGUUGCCAUCAAACAAUCACUGCAAUUGCUGAACAAAAUCUUAGCGAUCACAUUGAAAUUAAUUGUUUUGCAAUUAUCACCUAAUAUUGUCUUUCCUUGUUGUAUGAGGUAAAAAAAUCAUCUCAGUAACUGUUGUAUUUUCACUUCACACAGGGUCAGUCAGCAUCAAUUCGUCAGCUGGUGAUGCAGGCGAUGGCUGAGUGGUAUGUUAAAGGUGACAUGGACCAGGGACGCCUAUCAAGAAUAUUGGAUGUAGCUCAAGACCUCAAGGUAACAAUCAGCAAUAUCUAGGAGCUUACCAUUGUUUUUGCUCACUUAACUACACAAAUUGUAAAUUAAUUUUCUUGAAAACUGUUGCAAAUAAUUUGUACAAGAUAGUGUCUUCAUUUUUUCACUUUACUGAAGAACAAAGCCUCUUGUUUCAGUGCUUUUGUUACCUCAAGAAAUUUUAUAAGAAGCCACACACUGAUACCACAAAAACUCCCUCAGUACAAUAGUAGAAAAUACUCUUUCAAUGACACCAUUGUUGUCUAUCAACAGUUUGAACUUGUCUUUCAAUCUCAAAGGCCAAAGAUCAGCCUUUAAACGGCUGAGUCAUUUUAUUUAACUUGUCUUUCUUGUUUUUUCUGUAGGCAUUAUCAAUGCUGUUGAAUGGUUCUCCAUUUGUGUUUGUCAUUGAUCUUGCUGCCCUGGCAUCACGCCGAGAAUAUCUUAAACUGGACAAAUGGUUAAGAGACAAGCUUAAAGAACACCAGGUAACCUCCUUCUUACACAACUUUGUGAUAAACACAAAGGUGAACUUGAGCAAUACUAUUAUGGUUACCACAGGUCAGGAAAUGGUUAGGGAGAAAAUAAUAAUUCUUCAAGGUCAGGAAAAAGUCAGGGAAUUUCACUUUAUGUCUGGGAAAAUUUGAAUGAAGUCAGUGAAAAGGCAAAUUUUAAGAGUACAUAAUUUUUUUUUCUUUUCCCUCUACUUUUAGUGUUUUCUAAGAUUUAAAAUUCUUUUGGACAUUUUGCAGACAUGAAUCAUGUUGUAUUGGCAGAAUAUUGUGUGUGAAAUUGAACAACAAGCUGAUGUUAGGUUUUCAAGAAAUUCAAUCCUGUUUGCAAGUUUUGAACCAAUGCCAAUUUUGUCCUGACAAUAUAAAUACCUAAUUAAAAGAAAAGUUUAUGAGAAUAAAUAAAAAUAAUGAUGAACUAAGGGAAAAUGCAUUGAUCUUUGAACAAAUUCUCUCAACCUAUUCUGUAAGGAAAUGUAAGGGGAUCAGUUGGGAGAAUUUGUUUGUGGAUAUUGAGGCUUAAAUGUUUGAGGAACUAUCAAAUCAUGUACACUGCACAUGACUUAAUGAGAGCAUGAAUAAAUGGGUGGAGAGGAUGGCUUUGAGGGGAAAAGUUGAGUUCAUUAUCACAGCUAAUUUGUGAAAUGGUUAAUUCAGUUGAUCAGGGAAAUGUUACCUUUGUCAGGAAAACGUCGGGGAAUUUCCGAAACCUCUGGCUGUGGCAACUAUUUAUAAAGUAUAAUUAUUUUCAUUUUCAGGAGGAGUUUGCCCAAGCUUGCGUCUCAUUCCUUAGGCGACGCUGCCCCCAUCUGCUGGGUGUGUCCUUGGAUAAGGAGUUACCAAAGAGUGUUCAGCUACCACAGGAGACAGUUGUUACUGUGUUGUCUUGUCUUCAGUCUUUCUUGGGGUGAGGAUAAAUAGGACUCUUUUAUACAGUUGAAUAUCUGCUUAUCAUGGGUAAUUUAUGUGCUCCCAAAGAUAACAUACUUUGUACAAUCCUACCUCCUUAAUAGGGUUACAUGUAAAUUAGACCCUUCGGUCUGCCACUGUGGUGUCCUUAUGCUUAUGGUAUAGCCAGUAACUUGCUCUUAAAUGGUCGGCGUUUAAAAUAGUGAUGAAAAGGAGCUCAGAAUUUGAGGGAAUGAAUCAUUGCCAUGCAAGCCUUUGAGAACCUACAUGUGCUGAUGUUGGGUGGUGGAGUUGUGUUGGGUUUGUUUCCGGUUUCAAAGAACUCAGAGAAUUCUUUGAGAAACAUUGAUGACUUUGGAGGAAAGACAAGACAAGACUAACACCAUACAAUGGAAAUAUCUAAUGAAAACUAGAACACAAUAAGAGCAUAGUGGAAUGACGUAGCAUGCAGAAAAAUGAAAAGAAGACAAGAACCCCUAUGAACAAACUUACGUACAAAGAAAACUGUCAAGAAAAAAAAAGAAAAAAAAGAACCUUAUACCUUUUAGCUGCAAGCUAGAGAUACAAGGCGGUUGCUUCUUGCUUGUGUAUGUGUAAUAAGCAAAUUGUCAGACUUCCCUAGCUGAUAGCUAUUCUUUAUGAAACUGGAAAAAUUGAAAAUUCCUGUCUCAUUUGCCAGGUCAGGUAGAGUUCUCCUUCUACCUUGAACUCUAACAUAGAGGAAAUUUGAAAAAAAUAAUGAUGUCCCUUAUUGGACAGCAUUACAUGUAUGAGUAAAGCAAUGCAAAAUCAAUUUUUUUUUGACAAUGCAGCCAAGCAUCUCCUGAGUUGGCUGAAAUCAUCACCCAAAUGAUAACAAAUCAUGGUCCUCUGGUGAAAGCUCGGCCAAGUGCUGCUGUGGUAGGGAUUCCAUUCAAGAGACAGGGAAGUUUGGAUGGAGGACAGCUACCAUCAAGUCUGUCUUCCCAGGUUGUUAACAUUUAUUUUGGUAGAACUAAAUCUAUCUAACCUUUGUUUUUGCUUUGAGAUUUAAAGUUGAGUUUCAGAGUUUUUUAGGUGAAAAUUAGACUUCUGGGCUCUUAGAAAUUUUCUUUUUUGACACUUAAAGGGGCUGGGUCAUAGAAGAUGAGUUGAUUUUGUUUUAAUUUUGCCAAUUAUUGUUACAGCACUUUUCAAAAAAUAAUGUAACUGGUGCUGUUCCUUCUUUUGUAUUUGCUCUAUUAAUUUAUUGCUCCUUUCAUGUUGUAAGUUGGUAUUAUUGUUCUUGUUCAGUUUAGUGCAGGGAUUGGCCAUUUUUUAUGACAUAUUUUAGCUCCUUUAACCCUUAAAGCUCAACCAGCCUGAGUGAAAACUACAUGGGUAACAAGCAGGAGCCCAACUCAGUUCUUGCUUAGAUAUCCUGUCAUAAAGUGCAGGUUAUAUGGUUGAAUUCUGAGAGUAGAAUAUUGGUGGUAGGUUAUAGGGUAGGUUAUUGCAUAUAUUAUAUCUUUUUAAUAGAAUUGAUGUUCUUUCUUUUAGCUUGAUCCACUUACCGGGCUCAGCAUGCCUUCAUCAUCCCUCCCAACAACCCCAGCCACACCUACCUCACAGCUGCCCUCAUUCCCACCACACCCCCUAACUGGCAAUGUACUAGGAUCCUCAGGCAGUCUUGGAGCUGUUGGCAGUAUAGGUUCAGGUCUAUCUUCACAGGCCAUACAGAAGCCACUGUCACAACUCGGGCAACUUCCCCUUAGUACCCCAGCCUCAUCAAGUUCAGGUCUUCAUUCGCCAAGUUUCAGCUCGUCGCAGAACCCCUUGCUACAGCAACUUCACCAGGCAGGCAGUUUAGGGCAGCCCAUGGGUGGAGCUGCAAUGGAUAAUGCUCGUUUGUUGGCUGGUCUUGGAAUCCAGAAGCAGCUGGGAGGCAGUUCUCUGUUGCAGCAACAGCAGCAGCAAAGUGCACUUUUGUCCCAGUCUAGAAACCAAGCUGAAAAGUUACGCACA
Messenger RNA from Porites evermanni, 18840 nucleotides. Lineage: Eukaryota; Metazoa; Cnidaria; Anthozoa; Scleractinia; Poritidae. The record is from the annotation of a GenBank genome assembly.